This is a messenger RNA of Guyanagaster necrorhizus, 1953 nucleotides long. RefSeq names its product P-loop containing nucleoside triphosphate hydrolase protein. The record is from RefSeq and is a predicted model, not a curated record. Gene Ontology annotation, molecular function: ABC-type oligopeptide transporter activity; ATP hydrolysis activity; ATP binding. The transcript is spliced from 11 exons. The coding region runs from base 1 to 1953 and encodes 650 amino acids. Lineage: Eukaryota; Fungi; Basidiomycota; Agaricomycetes; Agaricales; Physalacriaceae.
AUGAAGACUGAAACGCCAGAAACGCGCACAGUCGAGCUUGGCGUAUGGAAAGUCGUGCUGCUAAACGACGUCCAUCGAGAUUAUCGAAAGAAUUGGAACAAUAUCCUCCUGGCUCUUCCCCUCUUCCGACGACUCGCUAUCGACAUUUAUACCUUGGAGCCGAUGUUGUCGAUUCUCUUUGUCCUGGAAAAGUUUUGGUCUGGCAUAGAAUCCGCCGUUCUGCUCUACCUCUCGAGUCGUCUUUUGCGGAUCAUUGAGGUCGGACUUGUUUCAGGGACCGUGAAUUCUGGUGCCAUCUUGAGUGCCGUGGCGAUACGUCUGUGUUGUAGCGCUCUGGCUGCACUCCUGUCAUGGGCUAGUGACGGUAUUCAUCCCAUUUUGAGAACCCGUGUUAUGACACAUUUUCAACUGCACCUCAUGCAAGGCAAGUCGCUUCCGGAAAGCUCUACCACAGAAGCCAAAAGUAAAUUCGAUGUGUCUGCCCGACACGCGUGGACAGCAUUCGAAGAUGUGGCGGAUUUCCUUCAGCAGAUAGUCACCACGGGGAGCGAGCUGGCUCUCAUCGUGCAGUCUUGUCGUGCAGCGGAAUCCCCGUUGUUCGCGGUUCUUUUCAGUGGGAGAUCGCUGUGGGAUCAAGCUCAUGUCGUUUACACGGAUAACAAAUACUUCCAGCGAAUGAAAAGUUUGGUGCAGAUGGCCACCGAUGGGUACAGGUCGGAAGUCUUAGGAUGCGAUCUUGUCGGUUAUAUUAUCACAGAGUAUCAGAAGGCGAUGUCAUCACUCGGAACCACCUCUGAUGACUGGGCCGAACAACAAUACUCUCGACGCACUGACCCAUUAAUGAGAAUAUCUGAAGCCAUCAUGGGGGAUGUCCCUAUGGUUUACUACGCAGUGGCAGCUAUCAUGAAACCAUCGAAAUUCUCUAUAUCCUCCAUCGCUAUCCUGCAUCAGUCAUCUGGAUCUUUGGAAUGGUCAAUGCGGUGCCUCUUCCGCAAUGUUAGCAAAUUUCGAAAGCGAUGCGAACGGCUGAGGAUGAUUUACGAAGCAGACAAGAUCAAUAAUAAACUCAUCGAUGGAUGUUUGUCCUAUCCGCCGGAGAAAUCACAAGGAAUGUCUUUCGAGCUUCGUGACCUGUCCUUCUCCUACCCAGGAUCACAGUCCACCAAGCCUGCCUUGUCAAACAUCAACCUCUCCAUCAAAGCCGGACAACUCGUUGUGAUCGUCGGAGCCAACGGCAGUGGUAAAUCCACCGUCAUCAAGCUCCUCGCGCGCCUAUAUGAUCCAACAUCGGGUCCAGACUCUCUCACUGCUGAUGGCCUGCCAAUAUCCAAGUACAGAAUGUCUGAGCUUCGUGAGGCCACAGCCAUGCUCACACAAGAACACUCGCUCUUCCCUGUCCCGCUCGGCGAGAACAUCGGUUUAGGGUUCGUCAAGCAUGUAGAGGACAUGGAGAUGAUUGAUCGCGCGGCCGAGCUUGGGGGAGCGACGCACUGUUUGGCGAAGCUGACGGAGGGAAAAGACACGAUUCUCUCAGCGAUGAACGAGGCUUAUGGGCACGAUGUUCCAGAGAGCGAGGCGCAUCCGCUACAGGUUGAGAUGGAGAAGCUGAGGAAGAACAUCACGCUGUCGGGUGGUGAGAAGCAGAGAAUCGUGGCAUCCCGAACAUUCAUGCGUUUUGAGUCUGGAAAGGUGAAGUUUGUUGUCGUGGAUGAGCCAAGCUCUGCCUUGGAUCCUGAGGGAGAAGCAUCACUUUUCAACAACCUCAUCGAUGCACGAGAGGGAAAGACAAUGAUUUUUGUUACCCAUCGGUUUGGACAUCUAGCAAAACGUGCAGAUCUCAUUGUAUGUAUGAAGGACGGAAGUAUCGUGGAGACGGGAAACCACAAGGAGUUAGUAGAAAUGAAUGGAGAAUAUGCCAAGUUGUACAACAUACAAGCUAGCGCGUUUGUAUGA